Messenger RNA from Pungitius pungitius (ninespine stickleback), 2135 nucleotides. RefSeq names its product cationic amino acid transporter 2-like. Gene Ontology annotation, cellular component: plasma membrane. Gene Ontology annotation, molecular function: L-arginine transmembrane transporter activity; L-ornithine transmembrane transporter activity; L-lysine transmembrane transporter activity. The record is from RefSeq and is a predicted model, not a curated record. Gene Ontology annotation, biological process: L-ornithine transmembrane transport; L-arginine import across plasma membrane. Bases 145 to 1959 code for a protein of 604 amino acids. The transcript has 12 exons. NCBI's taxonomy places the organism in Eukaryota, Metazoa, Chordata, Actinopteri, Perciformes, Gasterosteidae.
UCAGGUGUGGAGCCAUACUACGCUUCAGGACUGGUGUGCUUCUGCUUGCUGGAGGGAAAAAGGACCUUCCAUGGUCCAUCGGCAGCAGUGGGCAUGAGCUGCUCGUCCCAAUGUUGACGGGCAUCUGAACACACUGGCUUGGGAAUGGCUCGCAGAAUCACUUGCUCAAAAGUGUCGCGCUUUUUUCGGAGCCUGACCCGAAAGAAGCCUCUGAAGCCCGAGGGUGAGGUGUCCAACUUCUGCCGUUGCUUGACCACCUUAGACCUGGUGGGUUUGGGCGUCGGCAGCACACUCGGGGCCGGUGUCUACGUACUGUCGGGAGAGGUGGCCAGGGAAGUGGCCGGCCCCAGCAUCAUCAUCUCCUUCCUGGUUGCGGCGGUGGCCUCCAUCUUUGCCGGGUUAUGUUACUCUGAGUUUGGAGCCCGGGUCCCCAAGACUGGCUCCGCUUACCUCUAUAGCUAUGUGACUGUGGGGGAGGUGUGGGCCUUUGUGGCUGGCUGGAACCUGCUGCUGUCCUAUGUCAUUGGAACAUCUAGUGUGGCCAAAGCCUGGACGGGAACUUUUGAUGACCUUAUUGACAACAUUAUUGCUCAAACUCUAGAAGACUAUACACCAAUGGAGUCGCUUGGCCUGGCUUCAUACCCAGACUUCUUUGCUGCUGGGCUGAUUAUGUUGCUUGCUGGGGUUCUUGCUCAUGGUGUGAAGGAGUCAGCUGUUAUCAACACAGUUUUUACUGCGAUCAAUGUAAUGGUUUUAAUUUUUAUCAUCAUCGCUGGCUUUAUAAAAGGAGAUCUCAACAACUGGCGCAGCAGUCGGGAGGCCAUCCUCGAUGCAACUCUUCUCAUGGAGAACUUUACAACCGCACAAAACGAAACAAUAGACUUGGGUGUUGGUGGCUUCUUCCCCUUCGGCUUUGACGGAACAUUAGAAGGAGCGGCAACCUGUUUCUAUGCAUUCGUGGGAUUUGACUGCAUCGCCACAACAGGGGAGGAGGUGGAGAACCCACAAAAAGCCAUUCCUCUUGCGAUCGUAUCGUCACUGCUCAUCUGUUUCUUGGCCUAUUUCGGCGUGUCUGCCGCUCUCACACUUAUGAUGCCCUACUAUCUGCUCGAUGGCCACAGCCCUCUACCUGUGGCCUUUGAAUAUAUUGGCUGGGAGCCUGCAAAAUACGUUGUGGCAGUGGGAUCCCUCUGUGCACUCUCAACAAGUCUCUUGGGAGUGAUGUUUCCAAUGCCGCGGGUGCUCUUUGCCAUGGCAAGAGACGGCUUGCUCUUCAAGCCACUUUGUUACAUGAGCUCCAGGCAAAGUCCCGUCGUUGCCACACUGUCUUCAGGAGCUGUGGCCGCUGUCAUGGUCCUGUUAUUUGACUUGAAGGCGCUUGUUGACAUGAGUUCAAUUGGGACCAUCUUUGCCUACACCCUUGUGGCAGUGUGUAUUCUCGUACUAAGGUACAAAGAAUGCCCUGGUCUUGUUCGUAGGCAGGAACCAUUUAGUUUGAUGGGUCUGUUGAGACCUCCAUCUCAACCCACCCACCGCACCUCUAAAAAUGUCAAUGUAGUCAUCAUCAUCAUUUUGUUUCUGGUGAUCGCUAUAAGCGUGCUGCUGUCCGAGGCUGUGCAGUCCCUUCGCAGACGAGAGUUGUGGAGCAUCCUGCUCGUCGCUGUCCUCGCGUUGACACUGGUCCUCGCCGUCAUUAUCAUCUGGAGACAGCCACAGAGCACAACCAAAGCUGCUUUCAUGGUCCCCGGUGUACCCAUAAUUCCAGUUUUAAGUAUCCUAAUGAAUACCUACCUGAUGGUUCAGCUGGGAGGAGAAACUUGGAUCAGCUAUGCUAUCUGGAUGGCAUUAGGUCUGAUCAUCUAUUUUAGCUACGGGGUUCGUAAUAGUGUCCAAAAGCAAAGGCUGCGGGAAGCUCGCAUCCAACUGAAUACCGCUGUAAACAGUGACGUUGCAGCUUAAUGUUGUGCGUUGAAUUGUGAUGUGUUGUCCACCUGCAUGAACAGAAUAUAUUCUUUGAUCAGGUCAAACCUGAUCAAAGAAUAUAGUUGGUCAUCAAGGAAUAACCUUGAAAACUAUUUUAAUACUCUGCAUUAUAGUUAUAGUUUUUUUUCAUUGAAUGUUUUUAUGCCAACUGU